AUGCCAGAUACUGGAAUCACUCGAAGAUACAACUUCACAUUAACCAGGGCAAUCAUCGCGCCGGAUGGGUAUGAGAAAAGUGUGAUACUUGUUAAUAACCAAUUUCCAGGACCGAUGGUGGAGGCAAAUUGGGGUGACUGGAUUGAGGUCGAAGUAUUUAAUAACAUAGAGGAGGAAGAGCAAGGUACAGCUAUUCACUGGCAUGGCAAUGCGGCCUCAUACCUGGAAAAAGCUUCACUUAUCGGUUUAGAGCGUACGUCCAGGGAACUUCAUGGUGGCAUUCUCAUUAUCAAGGUCAAUACGUCGAUGGCCUUAUCGGUCCAACCAAACCCCCUGCUAAAAGUAAAAGCGAUUGUUAUACACGGACCGGAACACCAGGACUAUGAUGUCGACUUGGGCACAAUACUUUUGCACGACUGGAGACAUAAAAGCUUCCAGGAAGUCGACGAUCAAGUACUCAAUGUUCGAAUUACUGAUCUCCUUAAUCUCCCUAAGCUGUUCAAUUUGUUGCCAGUAGGAGAUGGCAAUCUCAUAAACGGCAAGUCAUUUACUAUUGGCGUCUGUAUAUUUGGCAUAGGCCCAGGCUGUAACCAGGACUACAGCAGCACUCCCAAGUGGAUACUCGAGCCAGGCAAGCGGUACAAACUUCGGCUUCUGAAUGUAGGCGGAGAUGGGACGCAGAAAUUCAGCGUUGAUAACCAUAAUCUCUCGGUUAUAUCGACGGACUUUACCCAGAUAGAACCCUAUGAGACUGAAAUUGUCACUAUUGGGGUCGGCCAAAGGCAAGACGUCAUCCUCACUGCGAAUGCACCGACAACCAUUGGCGCUUUUUGGGUUCGAGCAAAUGUUGCCUGGUGUUCACUGACAUGGAGAGGCUCGGCUCUCGCAGCAAUGUUUUACUCCGGUGCCGACACUACGAAGAUGCCAACUACAGAUCCACAUCCCGACCCGUUUGAAUUGAGCACGACGGUGCUAUGUGGCAACGAUCCCAUUGAGAUGUCAAAGCCCUGGUUCCCAAUGGAUGCCGAAGAGCCGACCACAACGUUGACCUUUAACAACUUCUAUACAAUUAACGCGACUGGAUAUCUCAAGUUCUCAAUGGCGUUUCCAGGAUCGUAUAGCGGCAACUACACCGAUCCGCUGUUGUACAAAGGCGUUAUCGAAAACGAGCAAUUUACCACCGGCCUAGAAUACGAUCCUAACCGAGCCCUCUUCAAUCCAGAUCAGGUAUACGACGUAGGCACUAACAAGACUGUUCGAGUUGUUGUCAACAACCCGACUUUUGCACAAAACGCGCAUGCUAUGCAUCUACACGGUCAUGACUUCUAUGUUCUCAGCAACGGCGCAGGUGUCUGGGACGGAACGCUCAACACGAGGAAUCCCAUGAGGAGAGACACGCAGAUUGUUGUGCCAGAUGGCCAUCUCGUCUUCCAAUAUACAGUUGACAAUCCUGGCAUGUGGGCUUUGCACUGCCAUAUACCUUGGCAUCUGGCAGAUGGCCUGGUUGUGAAUUUCCUGGAGCAUCGCGAAGAGGCCAGUAAAUUUUUGGGAAUGAAAGAAGAUAUUGAGUCGGUUUGCAACGAUUGGAAGCCUUGGGUAGCAGCCCACCCAAUAAAUGAUAACAAUUAGGCUAGGUUGCCUUAUUCUAUAUCCACAGAGUGGAUAGUGUCUGUGUACUCUUUGAGCAGAUAAUUUAAAUAGAGUUGCGCUUAGCUCUAAAGGAU
Molecule: messenger RNA, 1724 nt
Organism: Verruconis gallopava
Lineage: Eukaryota; Fungi; Ascomycota; Dothideomycetes; Venturiales; Sympoventuriaceae
Exons: 9
Coding region: 1-1629 (542 amino acids)
Molecular function (GO): oxidoreductase activity; copper ion binding
Source: RefSeq, a predicted model, not a curated record